This is a messenger RNA of Acanthochromis polyacanthus (spiny chromis), 3789 nucleotides long. It is a transcript of the gene slc16a3a, whose product is annotated as solute carrier family 16 member 3a. Gene Ontology annotation, molecular function: monocarboxylic acid transmembrane transporter activity. Gene Ontology annotation, biological process: transmembrane transport; monocarboxylic acid transport. The coding region runs from base 291 to 1928 and encodes 545 amino acids. Gene Ontology annotation, cellular component: membrane. The transcript is spliced from 7 exons. The record is from RefSeq and is a predicted model, not a curated record. Lineage: Eukaryota; Metazoa; Chordata; Actinopteri; Pomacentridae.
CUGCAGCCGGCGCUAGGACCCAGCGGAGCGGGCUGCUGCUCUCCGGUGGUCUGCAGACGUGCGGAGAGAAACGGGGCUCCGGUGCUGAGGCUGGAGGCUGGAGGAGGGACGGAACAGGCAGCAUCAUCCGGGAGUUGAUCCAAUCAGUGCUCGUCUUCCUGCAGAGCCAGUCUGCUGUAUUUGAGGCCUGAACCGCUGAUCUACACCAUGAGCGAAGUUUUGUGAGGCGAGAACAUCAGAACCUGUCUUCUCUGUCUGCUGCCUCCACUGAACCCCAGUCCUGAAGCACCAUGGGAGGCGUGGCGGUGGACGUGGAUGCAGGAGGUGUGAAGGCUCCAGAUGGAGGGUGGGGCUGGGUGGUGCUGGCCGGAUGUUUCGUCAUCACAGGCUUCUCCUACGCUUUCCCCAAAGCGGUCAGCGUGUUUUUCAAAGAGCUGAUCAGGGAGUUUGGUGUGGGAUACAGCGACACCGCCUGGAUCUCCUCCAUACUGCUGGCCAUGCUGUACGGCACAGGUCCUCUGUGCAGCGUCCUGGUGAACCGCUUCGGCUGCCGUCCGGUGAUGAUGGUUGGAGGCAUCUUUGCGUCUGUGGGAAUGAUCCUGGCCUCGUUCUCCACCAGCAUCAUCCACAUCUACCUCUCUACUGGAGUCAUUACAGGUCUGGGAUUAGCCCUGAACUUCCAACCAUCUCUGAUCAUGCUGAACCGCUACUUCAAUGAGAAGCGUCCUCUGGCCAACGGGCUCUCAGCAGCCGGUAGCCCCGUGGCCCUGUGCUGCCUCUCUCCUCUGGGGCAGGUCCUUCAGUACCAGUAUGGAUGGAGGGGUGGUUUCCUCAUCCUGGGUGGCAUUCUGCUGAACUGCUGUGUGUGCGGGGCCCUCAUGAAGCCUCUCGUCCCCCCUAAAACCUCCAACAUUAAGGAGCUGGGACAGGACAACGACAAAGAUGGGGAAGAACAGCCGAAGAAGAAGCCUAAACCGAAGCUGCUGGACUUUUCUGUCUUUAAAGACUGUGGCUUCGUCAUCUACACGGUGGCGGCUUCAAUCAUGGUGCUGGGGCUAUUUGUGCCUCCGGUGUUCAUCGUGAGCUACGCUAAGGAGCUGGGGAAUGAGGACACCAAAUCUGCCCUGCUGCUCACCAUCCUGGGCUUCAUUGACAUUUUUGCUCGGCCCACGUGUGGCGUGAUCGCAGGACUGAAAUGGGUUCGGCCUCGAUGCGUCUACCUCUUCAGCUUCGCUAUGAUCUUCAACGGAACCACCGACCUGAUCGGCUCACAGGCAAAGGACUAUGCCUCUCUGGUGGUCUUCUGCAUCUUCUUUGGCAUCUCCUACGGCAUGGUGGGAGCACUGCAGUUUGAGGUUCUCAUGGCCAUAGUUGGUACUGAGAAGUUCCCCAGUGCCAUCGGCCUGGUCCUGCUCAUGGAGGCUAUCGCUGUGCUGGUGGGGCCUCCUGGUGCAGGUCGACUGCUUGAUGCCACCAAGAACUACAUGUGCGUCUUCCUGCUGGCAGGAAGUGAGGUGUUCCUCUCUGCUUUGGUUUUAGCCAUUUGCAACUUCCUGUUCAUCCGAAACAAGCCCUCAGUGCCGACAGACAAACUGGAGAGCAUCACGGUGACAGAAGACGCCAAGACAGAAACGCUGGGCGGCAAACCGGCAGAGGUGAGCGACGAAGAGGAGAAGGGAGCGAGAGAGGAGCAAGAGAAGGAGACGAAGGAGGAGCUGAAGGAGGAGGACGAGAGAGACAAAGAGGACGAGAGAGACAAAGAGGAUGAGAGAGACAAAGAGGACGAGAGAGACAAAGAGGACGAGAGAGACAAAGAGGACAAGGCCAGGCCAAAGAGCGUCACAGUGGACUCACAGGAAGUGGAAAGAUUCUUGAAAGAACCACAACCAAACGGCAGCAUGGCCACCAGUCCUGAAACAUGCCUGUGAGUGGAGAUGAAGAACGGGAUUAUUAACCAACCAGACAGCUCAGUGAAGUGUCCUCAUUAGCACCGUACUGGAUAGUUAGGCUUCUCCCAUAAUUCAGUGUUUGAUUCGGGUGUUUAUGUGUUGUUUGUUUGUGGGGAGGCUGGUUGGUGUCAGCAAUAUUUUAUCACUAGAUGUUGAAGUGUGGCUCAUAGUAGAUGAAGAAGCCAGUUACAGCACUGCCUUGUGUUCCUACCAGAAGUCUCAAGUUUGAGGUCUUUUGGAUGUAGCCACCAGCAAAUAAACUUAAGGGAUAAUUUUGUCAAUAUUCUGCAUUUUUUUGACUGUCAACAAAUCAAAUGAAAGAGGUUUAGUUAUUUCUGAUGCAGUAAUAACAUGUUCCUGGAAGGUUAGCAAUAAAAAAAAUAAAAUUGUGAUCAAUUUAUUUCUCUGAUGCAAUGCCCAAACCAAAGAGGGGCAACAGCGAAGCUCAUCCUUGAUGGUAGCACAACCAAAAAAGAUUCACGUGGGUUUUUUUUUGGUCCAUUACUGCCAAAAAAUACUAUUGUAAUUACAAGAACAAGAAAAUGUGUAUUCAUCCACAGCUUGAAAUAGUCACAAGUCAAUGCACUAUUUCCUUCCCACCUUUUUGAUUAAAGGGGCAGUCAGUAAGCCAGUAUUCUGCUUUUUUCGAUUCCCUUACCUUGAAUGUAUUACAACUUUUCUGCACAUAAAAGAUCUGCAAAUUUGCAAGACCCAAACUUUACCCAGAGAAAGUGUUGCUCUUUAACUGUCUGAAAUGGCUCGUUUAAAGGCCAGGCUUCUCUUCUGUUACUUAUCAACAUCAUCAUGUUGGCAUAUUUCCGUAAAGACUUUUUAGCAGCUAGAAUAGCUAGCUUCCUUGCAGUCCACCAUUAUUUCUUCACAACUUACGACCUAGCUUGUCGGAUGAGCUGACCAAUCAGAGCAGAGCGGGCUUUUUGGGAGGGGCGUCUUAAAGAGACAGGAGCUAAAACGGAGCAUUUUAGACACGAGGAAGCAUUCCAGCAAUGUACAAUAUGAGAAAAAUAAUGUUUUGUUUUUUUUAGUAUUAAAGCUUUUAAACAUAUUCUAGUAGACCCCAAAAACUAAAAUUGUAAACCUAUGAAUGCGCAUAAUAUGGGCUCUUUAAGUAGAAACGACUGAGAGAGGGGUUAUUACGUUGUUAGUUUGGACCUUUCCAUGGGAUUUGUUAUCAAUGAGAAACAUACAGAAUCAUGCCAACCUUAUCCUUAAAAGUCAAACAGCUGCUCUUUACUCAUAAUGUCUUAUGCAGAGUCAGAAAAGCUUUGUUGUGUGAGUAGAAACUCCUUUCUGUUAACGCUUAAUAUGGUGAUCGUGUUUUGAAAGUAUCCUCCCACAUGGUUGAGACAGAUUAGCUUUUAUUGGGAACAGAUUUGAAUCAAAAGGCUCCUCGCUACAUGCUUGUGUUUUUGAGGGUUGUUGUGGUAGUUUUGUGAUUCCUCCUUGGAUUAGCAGCAGGUCCAGAUGUUUCCACAUGCUUAUUGUGCUCAAAGGUUCAGUCUCACAUGUGCCGUCUCACUUUCACUCCACUGUAUCUGGUCAGCUGUUUAUUGUCCGGCUUAUUUGUGUUGACGUGAGCGCUAAAUUCAGUUUAAGAGCUGCACAGAGAAAAUGUCAAGCAGGAGAGAUGCUAAACCUUUCAGGAAGAGCAGAUCCUCAAAUCGUCUCAAUCCUGGUGGGAUGAAAAUAGACUUAAAUCAAUCAUCAGUUCAGUGGCUAGCAGAAAGCUUUUUCCUUGGUCUCAUGUUGCCUCUGUGUCGUCUGGACUGUCUGUGAGUGUUUCAGUGAAACGGAAUAUUAAAGGAUAUUUUAUUGUUUUACA